This is a messenger RNA of Acaulospora morrowiae, 550 nucleotides long. Lineage: Eukaryota; Fungi; Glomeromycota; Glomeromycetes; Diversisporales; Acaulosporaceae. The record is from the annotation of a GenBank genome assembly.
GACCCCUCCAGGAAUUUGGGUUUGUCAAUUAUGUAUGCCGAAUUCGAGGAUUAGAAUGAAUUCAGGUAUGAGUGGUGAGUCAACAUCCGUACUCGUAUACCCCGUUGAUCUGGCCGUAUCACGUACCGAGGAGUCAAAUGAACAUCUAAAAGACACAGUAAUAAAAGAAAAUUUAAAUCCAAUAUUUAUUGAAAACCAAAUCACAACAAAAAACAUAGAAAUCAAUGUCUCAACCGAGUCGAUAUCCAACUCUACCAAAAAGCUAGCAAACGACAAGAGGAUUAAAUUGAAACAGGAUUCUCAAGAACCGCAGCUCGAUUUAAACAAUUCCUCAGUUGGAUCGAAUAAAUCACAGAUCCUGGGUUCAACAAGGCCAACUCCUUCUUCAAGUCCAAUGCGUAAGAAUUCCACUCCUAGGAGGUCAAAAAAAACAAAUAAUAGGCUAACAACUAACACUAACCAAAGUGACUUGGCUACAAAUAUGCCAUCGGAUAUUGGUAAUACACAAAGUAACGAUGAGGAGUUGGAAUCAACUGGUCCUAAAUCUAUG